CACAGACACACACACACACACACACACACACACACACACACACACACACGGGCUCUCCCCACAUGCACACACAAGUCUAAAAAAACACACCGCACCCAGCAGCCAGCUGUUUCUGGUUAGAACGCCGGGCCUGCAGUGCAGAGGAGGAGCAGGCCGAGUCAUGGAGCGGCAGCUGGAGCUCGCUGCCCUCGGUGUGGCCGCCACCGGGUGGCUGUGUGCCAUCCUGACCCGCUGCCUGGCCCUGUGGACGGUGAGCGGCACCAUGGACAAUAAAACAGCCACGCUGCCUGCCUACUGGGACGGGGUGUGGCUGGAAUGGGAUCACUGGGACCUGGCCCACGAUGGAAGCCUGCACUGCUCCUUCUACCAGUCUCUAAUGUCUCUCUCUGGAAGCUUCCGCACGUGGAGAGCCCUCAUCAUGGCGGCCGUCGGUGCUGGGGCUUUUGCUGUGGUGAUCGGAGCGGUGGGGGCGGUGUGGUUUCCCCUGAGGGGACAGGUCAAGGUGUUUUCUGGAGCGCUCUUUGUUUUGUCUGGGAUCCUGCUGCUGGUUCCCACAGCAUGGACGUGCCAUCACACCAGUCAGCCACUAGAGGGGGCUUCGCUGCUGAGGAGAGCCUGGGGGCCUGCACUCUACCUGGGGUGGAUCUCCUUUGCUCUGAUGCUGGCGGGUGGUGUGUUUCUCACCACCAGGUGCCCCACAGGUGAGAGGCCGGUGCCGCCGCCUGCAGGGAGCGGGCCCUCCAGUCCAGAGGAGGAGGCCAGCCACCCGCUGAGCCGCAUCCACAGGACUGCAUUCACACAGAGCCAGUACGAGCGCCAAUCAGGGCCCGUGUGAGGGGACUGUGAAGUAUAACUGUGGGGGGCUAUAACAGCAGGACAUAAUGAGAGAGAAUGCACUGACUUCACUUAGCAGUAGAAAGUGCUGUGUCGUGUUUUAUUGUUCUUGUUUUUACUGUUUUGUAUCUGUUUCUGUUGAAGCUAACACUGUGUAGCAUUGUCUUACAGCCAAAUCCUCAUGUCCCCUCUAAUAGCACUGUAGAAUCACACUUCUGCUCUAUUUAAUGCCAUUAUUAAUACCAAACUGACAUUAACACAUACUGCCCUCUGAUUACUCAUUAUGCCUUUAAUGUGAGUGAAUAUUGAUACUAAACUAAAGACCAUAUUGCACAGAUACAUUGCACUACAUUCGAGUUUGGCGGCGGCAAACUCACCCAAAAUGAAUUCUUCUGCACAAAAAGACACUGGAAUAAAGCUCUGCAAGUGACUGAGACAUGUUUACAGGAGUUCUUUGACUCAUGCCACAGAGCACUUAAGGAUUAAACAGGGUGAGCCACCAAUUCAAACACAACAUAGAUGUCUAUUUUGAGUAUUAAUGAGUGAUGACACAAUUGCUGUUUUGUUUUUAAAGCUAUAUUUCACACUUUUCUGAUUCUGUUCUCUGGAAUAAAUGAAUAGUUCAUCUCAACCUGAGUAUUAAAAACAGUGAAACAUA
Messenger RNA from Eleginops maclovinus (Patagonian blennie), 1492 nucleotides. Its product is annotated as claudin-4-like. Gene Ontology annotation, cellular component: plasma membrane; bicellular tight junction. Bases 161 to 835 code for a protein of 224 amino acids. NCBI's taxonomy places the organism in Eukaryota, Metazoa, Chordata, Actinopteri, Perciformes, Eleginopidae. The transcript has a single exon. Gene Ontology annotation, molecular function: structural molecule activity. Gene Ontology annotation, biological process: bicellular tight junction assembly; cell adhesion. The record is from RefSeq and is a predicted model, not a curated record.